This is a messenger RNA of Neolamprologus brichardi, 6448 nucleotides long. Lineage: Eukaryota; Metazoa; Chordata; Actinopteri; Cichliformes; Cichlidae. The record is from RefSeq and is a predicted model, not a curated record.
UCAAAUAGUAAAGUAAACUUAGUAAAGUAUUCAGUGCAUUUCCUAGUAGAGUGAUGUAAAAAGAAUUACAGGCAUUUUUCCCCUUUAAGGCAGCCAUGGGUGGAGUUACGGUAACGUGUUCUGGGUGUUGAGUUCUUUUAUAAGGAGAUGUGGAAACCCGCGUCACUCUGACAAAAUGAGUUUCACCUCCCAGUGUUGUUGACAGAGGAGGGUCGAUGCACAUGGGUCAGGGUUGACUGACAGACUGGAUUUUAGCCUCACGAGUGUCAUUUCUCGCUUGGGACUGAGGGCGAUCGAACGAAACCAGCUGUACGUGACGGAUAAGCAGCAUUUGAUUGGUGAGGCUCGUCACGUUCUCAUAAAAGUUGUUUGAUGAAUAUUGGCUCUUUUUUGUUGCCUUUGCCUUUACCACGGGACGGUCAGAUGCUGUGUUGUAUGUGAUGUGAAUGUUACUCUGUUACUAAGUGUAUACGAGUGUUUUCCACACUGGGACGUCACGAAAACAAGAAAAAGAGCCGGUCAGAAAUCACUCUAGUCUGUUCUCUGAGUAGAGUCUGUAUAGUUCAGAUGUGUGUGGACAGCAUUUUGUAAGCUGGACAUUUGUGUGAGUAGACCAGCUAGAGGAAGUUAUUUAUCUAAUGGAACGCACUGUACUUCUGAGUCACUGAGGGAUUUCACUCGCGUCCGCCGAGGGAAGUCACGUCGAGGCGGGAUAGGUCUUGGACUGCUCGGCACUUCCAUUUUCACCCACUAGUAGGCGAUAGAGAGUAAACCAGUAAUCCUAUGUCUGUCUGAAGUUUUCGUAUAAUUUAAAGCACAAAAAUAUAAUAAAAUGAGGGAGUCAAAAUUGGUUUACAACUAUCAUUCAAAAAGUGUAAAAAAAAGUGACUUCAGUAAUAUAAUGUAAAAUAAUUUACAGUAAAAAGCGCAUGACCCAGAGUUAAACGUGGGCUGUGUUAUAAUAAUAAUAUAAUAUAGUAAUAAAAUAAACUAUAAAUAUAUAGUUUAAUGGUUACAUAUGAUGUGAAAAUGUACUACAUGCCGAUGUGGCCCAUGACCAGGUGGAGUUGUGCUUUUUUCAAACUAUAAAAAUGUGAAAAUCUUCAUUUUCUGCACACUAUCUAGACUUUAGUUUGUUAGAAACAAAACAUUUCGGACAUGCAAGUAGACUAUAAAGUCUACCUACCCUCUUGUUACAUAUUAGAUAUGUAACAAUAUUAGAUAGGUUGUUACAUAUCUAAUAUUAUGUAACAAUAUUAGAUAUGUAACAACAAAAGAUUUUUAACAUGUUUAUUUAAUUUUUUUUUAUAUUUUUUGUAAGUAAAAAGCAAGUACUAAAACUGCAUUUUUUUCUGUUAAAUAUCAUCACAAACAUCUUUUCAUAUGCCUCUUUUAUUCGCCAGUUGAAUGAAGUUAAACGGUGGAAAUGUCAGGAUCUAAUGAACUGCACUAAACUGUCAUAUUUACAGCAUGGGCUUCGCCUGGUGACCCAUUAAAAAUCAGUACAUGCAGAUAAACCUAAAGGUCUGGUUUGUUAGUGCAUUGUAAAAAAAUUUUUGAAAGCCGCAGUCACAUUUAACCCAGAUUAGUUUGGUGAAUAAACUUGUAUUUGGGCUGCGGAUCUUGUUGUUAAAAUGGUUUCUCUCAUUGAAUCAAAUGCUUUAUUGUUUCGUUUUGUGGCGCGCAGUCUUGUAGUUAGUCCCACAGCUUAGCAGACUUAAUUAGUGUGUAUGUAUGUGUGUGUAAGGUGCAAACUUCACGCCAUCAGGAUAAUCAACUCGUGUGUAAAGAAGGCCCGGUCACUGAGUGGUCUAUUGCCUGAAAAAAAGUUGAGGUGGGGACUGCCAAGGACAACACACCAAGGACCCUGCAUGUACUAAACAAACUGUUUUCUUCAGCCUCUGGCUUGUCCUUCCAACUGUGCCAACACACGCAGUCCCCCCCGCAGGGGACUUUUUGUGGCACAGACUCAUACCUUGGCCGUGGCAGCUUGUCUCCAUGGCGUAUCUCUAGUCCUAACCUCAUGGGAGAGUUUACUUGUAUUUUCAGGCUUGCUUCGCUGUGCACCAAAGUGGUACAAAGGCCCAUUCAUGCCCGAGAGUGGCUCCAUUCAUGGACACUGAGUAAUUGCCGGUAGAAUUCAUAAUUAGUCUGUGUCUUCCAUCUCCGAGGCUCACGGGUGGAAAUGACGCCACAGUUGGUUGUUUUAAGGAUAGCAUUAAUAUUCAAAUCCACGCUUGAGUCACUGUUUUGUUUGUAGUUGGGUUUCCUUUGCAUGCUCUGCAUUGUUUGCUUCCCACUUCGGCAUUGGAGUUAUCAUGGACAGGAAACAAAGCAGGUCUUUGAAGCGAAAGAUUGCAGUGAUAGUAGAAUGGAGACCUUGGGUUGCCCUCCAGGCAGUGUGGUGCUUUCAUUUUAAUGUGAAAUGGGUCUUUUUAUUUCAUUGCAUAAGCACAGUAUGUGUCCGCCUUAUUGUAUUUUAAUCCUAAAUGUUGCUUUCAAUGCAAGAAGAAGCACAAAUAUGUAAAGUACAAUAUAUGGGGAGAACAAAGAUUUUGAGGUAUGUCAUUGAGUCAAUGCAGCUGGGUGCUUUGCUGCGUCACUGCUGGGAAGACACAGGGGCACCACUCAGUUUUAAACUCCUUCAGUUGUCUGAUGGUCUGCUUAACCUGAGCUGCACAUCUGACCGUAAGCCAAAACCGCAACAGCAAGGUUGAUAUCAGUUGCUGUGCAUCAUAUCAGGAGAAACAGUCAUCAUCUUUAUAGAUAUGUGCUAGUUCAGAAUCUUAAUCAUCAGCAUGGAAGUCACGUACAUUCUUUGUACUUAUUUCAUUGCUUUGCCUGUCUGCACAAAAUUCUCUCUCACCUUAACCCCUUAAAAUAUUUUAACAGUAAGGCAUUUCCUAGUCAUUCGCAUUGUGCCACUUUUUAAGUGCACUUUUGUUCUCAGCCAGUAGGCUAACAAGGUUAGGGCUUGUGACCCUGUCAGACUUAAACUAAAUUUUCCUUCAAGUGCAUCUAUAAUCGUGGUGCUUUGGGGCCGUCUCAGCGGUGGAGUUUGUCAUUCAGCAUCACAGGAAUUCUGGACAAUAAGCCCCUUUUGUGAGGGCAGAUACUGGAGCGUUGCACAGAGACGAAGGAGGUUGCAGGAGUACUGUCGCCCUCCCACAUCUGACCCAGAGGUUGUGUAAUACCCUGCUCAUCAGACAAAUAGCUUUAAACUGGAUACAUAUGGUGGCUGAGAGAGCAGGCUGAAGCAAUUUUCUUGGCUUUUGUUGUUACUCUUGUUUCCUCAAGGCUCACCUAAAACAUGCGGGGUAUCGCAAGUCGUUUGUUUACUGCGUCUAGUGAAAAAUGGCAUAUGUUCAAAAUGUAAGCGUUUCUUUUGCACUGCUUUCAUAACCUUUUUGAGAAUAGGAAAAAGCUAUUGGAUAUAGUUGUGUAAUGAUACUUUUACUACACUGAAAUGUGAAUGAUAUGAAUGUUUUUCACAAUCCUGCAAAUCUACAUACUAAACAUAAAGAAUGUCAUGAAAUGUUACAUCCUCUGAACUUUGUUAUAUGUUACUCAUUCAAUGUAAAAUACUUAGCUUUAUAUACAAUUUUCAUGAAGUAGUCCAUCUGUCUGUAAUAUAUGCUGUAUGCUUGUGUAUGUGCAGUUAUCUUGUAUUGUUUGCUGCCUUUCGCCUUGCCUGGUAAGAUAAGAACGUGCAGCUGAGUGUGAUGGACGGUGAUGAGAUCCAGCUGUACCCUGCUUAUGGGCAUUUCACAUCAGCAAAGGUGUGACCUGAAUGAUGUGAUGUAAUGCAAAAGCCAGAUGUGAAUGUAAAAGAUAGCCAGAUGAAUCCCCUUGCACUCUAAUGUCAGUGUUUCUUCAACAGCUUACCACUGGCUAGAAUGAGGCUGUGAUGGGUUUGACGGAGCUGACUUGUGUUGGAGCUUUAGAUCGAUAUCAAACAGAGCUUCUUAUAAGAACACGAUCUCUUCUACAUCAUGGCCAGGAGUCAGAAUAAUUUGUGGAGACAGCAUGACCUGAACAGAGUGCAGAGCUUUGGCCUGAGUGCUUACACAGAGCAAACCCUGAAGGAGCUUCAACAGCAACAGCAAAUGGCCAGCGAGUUUAACUCCAACCCCUCUCUCUCCCAGCCUCCAUUUUUUUCUGAUUCCUACCACCUAGCAUCAGACAACAUGCUGCUGCCCAUUGAGGGAGACCAGGUGGUUCCUUCUUCCCAGAGACAGGCAGUGUUCGGGGUUGAUCAGAGGGAGGCCAAACCCUUGCCACCUCUGCCAGACCCCGAGGAGCUUAUGUCAGAUGAAGCAGCUGAUAGUGAGGUUGAGUUCUUUACCAGUGACCGACGGCCCCUUUUGCCCAAAAGCUGCCCAAAGCCUAUCUGCAGGAACAGCAGCAAAGACUUUGGCCAAGUAAAUUAUGCCUACCAAGAUGCUGGCGUUGGAUCCAUGGCUUUCUCUUGGCCAAGCAGAGAGGACCGGCCAACAUUUGGAGGAGGCAGGUUUGCGGCCGACAUUUGGUGCCUUGGUCACCAGAGAGAUGAAAUCCAGCCUGUGGUGUCGGACGCUGAGGAUACCUUUGGAGCCAAACGGCCAGACCAGAACCUUUUACCUAGAAUCCAAUUUUCUGGCUCGGGUCCUUCCACCCAACCACACGCCAGCACCUCAUCAUGGUCCACUGACAGGCCACAAAUCCCUCCUCGUAUCCCCAUCCCACCAAAAUCAAAGACUGGGACCGAUGAAGACAAACCUCCCAAAAUCCCUCCUAGGGUGCCUUUAGUCCCACCCUGUCCACCACGCACCCCGAGCCCUAAAAGUCUUCCAAUUUAUAUCAAUGGAGUGAUGCCUGCCACUCAGAGUUUUGCUGCUAACCCCAAAUAUGUCAGCAAGGCGUUGCUGAGACAGAUGACAGGUGAGCCACCUGCAACCCAGUUUUCUCCCUGCAUUGUUCCGAUUUUGAAGGAUGGCAGAAAGGCCAGCGGGACGCACUACAUCCUUCUGCCGCCGGGCCGACCGGCAAACACAGAGAGAAGAGAAAGACUCCUGAGUGAACCUGCUAAGACAGGGAACAGCAGCUUCUGGCAGAAAAGGUAGAAAUCAUCUCACCAUGUCUGAAACUAGACGAGUACAAAACGGUGACUGACGUUAUUAAUCACUCUGUGAUACACAACUGUACAGUGUGCGAUAAUAUCUGCUCAUAUGUGUAACGUAUUGGUAUUUUCAUUGACUGACAUGUGUUUGGUGUAAUAUCCACGAGGUUUUUUUGACUGAACAUUUUACCAAUCAGUAUUUUAGAGACGUCUCUUCUACUUCGACCACAACGACAACACAAAAUUAAUAUAGUAUUUUCACAAAUAGAGAACAGAUAUUUAUUUUCUAUCACCAUUUGUGAGUUUUUGAUAACUAAGAUACUGCCGUUUUCUUACUAAAAAAAAAAGUAUGAUCACUUAUAAAUUUUUAAAGUCUGACAGUCGUAUGCUCAUACCACUAAAAACAGCCUUAGCUAUGCAACAUAUACCUUAUAAGAGAGCACGUCUUUAUAAAUGUACAAGCUGGGCUUGUGCCAAACUGUUCCACGUCUGUUAUUUUUUAUCACAAUGCUGCUUGAAAAAUAUAAUGUAUUGAUAGAUUUGAUGUUUUUCCAAAUAAUUAAAGUACUAUUUGAAUAUUUUAGCAUCUUUUCAGGUAAACUUAAUAAAGUGCUCCAUUAAAAAAUACCAGAUUAUAAAGAGUUAGCCAAGUGCAAGUCUAAAAAUUCUUAACAAAUUUUAUAGUAAAUAUGCAAAUGAACAUGUUAGAUCACCCCCCCCACACACACACACACACACACACACUCGAUGCAGCUAAUAUUGGUUGUUUGCGCUUUUGAAUUAGCUUAUGAUUUCAGUAUCACAAAGCUGAUUGAGAUAAGAUAGCCUUAUUACUCCCAGAGUUUAGAAAUUUACAUCAAACUACAUUAACUACAGAAAAUUCAGCAUCUGCAUUUAAAGUGUCAAUUUGUUCAUUUUAAUCAGUGUGUAUUUAAAGCUAGAUUCUAAUUCAUUUUCAUUAGAAACUUUGUUGAAAACCUGCAGUCACACUUAUGUUCACAGGUCUUUAAACAUAUGAAGAGCGAGUCAGAAGUUUUUACUUGUUGCAUUUGUAAAUAGAGCUGAAAAAUUGUCAUUAGCUGAUCCUCAUGAAAAAUUUUAAUGAUGUAAAUCUGAUGUUGUGUAUACUUUUUUUUUUUUUUACUGUGUGGGCAUGGAAGUCAUGUUACGUUUACACUGCUGAGGUGCAGGCCCACAUUUACCUUUGUUACACCAACCUCUAUGAAGUUCUCAUGAAGGUUCUGUAUCAGAUUUGGCCCAUUCAAAGGCUGUUUGUAAGUUCAUAAUUCUGUGUCAAUUGUAAAAAUUGUCUUUAAUCUAUUUAUAGAAAUAAAUAACUUAUUCAUUCUA